AAUGGUAGCUGCGGUACCCCUUCCCUCGCGUAGCCCGCGUGUCCACUGCACCGCGACCUCUUAUAGUCUCUAUGUCUACGCUCGAGUUUCAUUAUUCCAACUUGGACGUUCGGCGCAGUUGCACACAGUUCUACUCGCCUUCUACCCCAGCAUUGACUGACGCUCGAUGGCAGCGUGGUGGUUUCUCAUUGGCUUGGCAGCCGCAUGUCAGGCGGCCGAUCGCGGCGAUUGGGUUUGGGGGGACAACCGGCGCUCCAGCCGCAUCAUCGACGGCCCCGGCACCUUGUCCCUGAACGAAGGUGGCUCUUACGGCAUCAGCGGAGGCAAACGCCAAGGAAUUUACAACGACAGGCCAGGAGCUGAGUUUGACAGGUACGCUGACGGACCGUUUGGCGGUCCUGGAGGAUUCGGCCGGCCCCCCGUCAACGGACCGCAAGGAUUCGCUGUUGAGCCGCCUAUUGGUGCCCCUGGCGGCGCCUUUCCACCCGGCCCACCACCCCCUGGAGCUGGAUUCCAAAAUGGACGCCCCCACGUUGGAAAAGUUCCCCCAUAUGAAGACCCCUACCUGAAGGAACCUGGCCUGCACACCGGCGGCUACGACACCUGCAAGUGCACCCUGAGCUUCAACUGCAACUCUCCAGGAAUCAAAUUCGGUGUUUGCGAUGAAGGAAAGCAGUACUGCUGCUACAACUCGCACAUCGCGGGCUCCAACCGCCGGCCGCACCACAUCGGCGGCGCCUACCAGCCAACGCCGGCCGUUCUCGCUGGACCCGGUGGCCCUCGCGACUUCCCUCCCGGUGCCCCCGUGCCCCCUCCCCACCACAGACCCGGUCCUGGCGGUCCGGCGCCGCACGCUGGGGUUCACGGCCCCUCGAGACCGCCCGUGCCUGAUGUGCUGGUCGGCCCUGGAGGACCGUACGACUUCCCCUCGAGGCCGCCCUUUGGAGGGCCCGUCCCCUACUCAGCCGCGAAAACCAAAGACUUUUAAAUUUAUUUAAAAUAACACUGAUCUGAUUAAGUUAUUUAAAUGAAGCCGCAGGGUAAAUUCUCUUAUUUAUUCACGAAUGUUGUAAAUUGUAAGCAAGGUGACAAUAUUAAACAACAGAUAUAUUAACUGA
Cloeon dipterum is the source of this 1118-nucleotide messenger RNA. RefSeq names its product proline-rich proteoglycan 2-like. The record is from RefSeq and is a predicted model, not a curated record. Bases 167 to 988 code for a protein of 273 amino acids. Lineage: Eukaryota; Metazoa; Arthropoda; Insecta; Ephemeroptera; Baetidae. The transcript has 4 exons.